GGUACUUAUAAUAUCGUUGGUUUCUUUUUCUUCACUCUCUCUCUCUCUCUCUCUUUCGCUCUCGUUCUGUCUAAGCUAUUCUUCUCGCCACGCUCGAGUCUCGAGUUUUGACCCAAACCGCUACCCACACGCCUCUCUCUCUCUCAUUCACUCACUCAGUCACUUGGCCGGCCGGCCGCCUCUUCCAGCAACCUCCGGCAAUUCUUUUCCGGCCAGUCGCCGGAAUAUUCAACGAAGGGCCCCCCCAACUCUUAUUGGCUCGGCAUCCACUGGAAAAGUCACGGUUAUUUUAAUGAGCUGCUUGCUAGCAGCCUAGCUCCUGUUGCCUGAACCAUAGCACUCAUUUCAGUCAGAAGGUCAGUGUGGAGUGCACCGUUAAAGUUAUCCAUCCUGUUGGCCUCGUCCAGGCACCUAGUUGAUAAUGGUCCACUGCUUUGUGAAACAUUGACACAUGGAUCCUGAAGGCAAGAAUUUUGGAAGAGGACCAAGGGAACUGACUGGUGCUGUAGAUCUCAUAAAUCACUACAAGUUGUUACCACACCAUGAUUUUUUCUGCAAGAGAUCACUUCCUUUGUCAAUUUCAGACACGCAUUAUCUUCACCAUGUUGUGGGAGACACAGAUAUCAGAAAAGGAGAAGGGAUGCAAUUGGAUCAGCUUAUUCAGAACACAUCUUAUUCCAGAGAUACUAAUACACGGAUACAACCAUUUGAUCUCGAUAUUCUGAAAGAAGCCUUUCAAUUAAGGGAAACUGCUCCCGUUGAUUUGCCCCUUGCAGAGAAGGGGAUCCCUACCAUUGCAGGGAAAUCAAAAAGUGAGUCCAAGGACAAGAAGCAUAAAAAGCACAAAGACAGAGAUAAGGAUAAGGAUAAGGAUAAGGAUAAAGAGCAUAAGAAGCGCAAGCACCGUCAUAAGGACCGAAGUAAAGAUAAAGAUAAAGAUAAGGAUAAGGAGAAGAAGAAGGAUAGAAGUGGGCAUCAUGAUUCUAGUGCUGAUCACUCAAAGAAACACCACGAAAAGAAAAGGAAGCAUGAUGGAGAUGAAGACGUUAAUGACAUUCACCGACACAAAAAAAGUAAGCAUAAAAGCUCAAAAAUUGAUGAAAUGGGUGCGAUAAAGGUAGCCGGCUGAAGGUGGCAUAGAAUAAUUGUUCUCAAUGGUUCUUGUUAGAGAGUUUGGGGGGUCUUUGGCUUAACGAUGUCCAAUUGUUUGAGAACGGCUUGUGAACUGACUAAAGAUUGUGAAGAUAAAUUAGCCUAGUGAUCGCAUCUGAUGUAAGGUAAAAAUUGCUAAAAAUGAACUCUUUUGUAUCAUAACAGUGGUCUAAUAUUAUUGGUAGUAAUGUGCAAGACUCCUUACUUUUUUUUCUUCUCAGUUUCUGUGGCGCAUUGGAUUUCUCAGCGUGUAUACAUUAUUAUAAUCUUUCUCCUGUUUAGAGUUUUUAAGCUGACAUUAAUGAUAAGCUUAAAUUAGAGUUUCCAGCUUUUGAGUUUUAGGAAGACUAGAUUGGGAAGGGGAUUGUGUACAUAUUCCCUCAUCUGUUGUAGCAAUGACUAGCAUGUUUGAUUAUCCAAAUUGAUUGUAAGGGCUAGGGCUAUGUCCUCACAUUAAUCCUCAAUUCAUUUAAUUAAUGUAUUCUUUGUAUAUACAGUAAACUUAAUGACUGGGUCAUCGAGGGAAUCAUUAUUGCUGUUGGUUGA
Quercus robur (English oak) is the source of this 1698-nucleotide messenger RNA. RefSeq names its product mediator of RNA polymerase II transcription subunit 19a. The record is from RefSeq and is a predicted model, not a curated record. Gene Ontology annotation, cellular component: mediator complex. The coding region runs from base 452 to 1129 and encodes 225 amino acids. NCBI's taxonomy places the organism in Eukaryota, Viridiplantae, Streptophyta, Magnoliopsida, Fagales, Fagaceae. The transcript is spliced from 8 exons. Gene Ontology annotation, molecular function: transcription coregulator activity; transcription factor binding. Gene Ontology annotation, biological process: positive regulation of transcription by RNA polymerase II.